AGAGGGAGGGGGGUUUGCACAGUGCGCAUGCGCGUAUCCUCCAGAUACCCCCCUUGCUUACUCCAGCCAUGUGGUUGUUGAUAUCGUCUUAAAAAGAGGUUCUUCCCGCGCUCUUUGCGUGUAAACGGAGAACAUGUCGGCGGACGUCGUGAAGAUCCACGCGCAAGUGGAGUCGGUGCUGGGCGCCCUCGUCAAAGCCGCCGCGGCGGAGUUGACCAGACUGUUCGAGAGCAGCUACGCCGCCUCGGCUGCUGCGGCGCGGGACGUCGGCCCCGCCGAGGACCGGAGACCGGGGACAAAGUUCAAGUCGUCGGAGGGCUUACCUUCUGGGAGGUCGACCCGCAGUAUCGGCGUGCAAGUGGACCAUGAUAUCGACUGCUCGCUCGUCCUUUCAAAUGGAGAUUGUUCUUUAGACUACAAAGAGGAAGAGGAGGCUCACAAAAUAUUCUGUCCUAUCCUUCCUGCUGGAGACGAUACAAAGCAGGCAGCGGCAGAGUCCAGGGUCCCUGAGACCGAUUGUGGGCAGCAACCUGAUUUGACUUUGAAUGGCGUGCCUCCAGUCCUUCAGCACCACGUGGUCCCGGAAAGUCAGAAGUUCCCGCUAAUCCUGCACUGCGAGUCUCUGGCGCCCCCACCCGCGGAAGCCAAGCCUCAGCCGUCCCGGGUGAGCACGGCGGAGGGCACGGCCUACAGCCCCUCCCCCAGCGACGGGGCGGCCACGCUGUGGGAGCAGGUCCCCGCGCCAGAGGGCGGCGGCGACUUCCUGCAGAUGAAGUUGAAACUCUCCUCCCCCGACCGGAAGCUGGCGAGCGGCUGCGUGGUGCGACUGGUGGACCUGCUGACCGCCGCCAAGACGGAGGCCAGGAUGCAGGAGGGCGGCGGUAAAAAGGCGUGGCCUUUACCCAAAGACCUGCGGCGCCACCAGAGCGUCCACACGGGCCACCGCCUGUGCUGCUUCGCGCCGUGCGGCGACGACGUGUGGCGCCUCCAGAGGGUGGUGGCUCGCUCCCGCGCCGGCUACGCCUGCGCCGUCUGCGGCAAGGCCUUCCCGCGCCGCAAGCUGCUCCGCCGCCACGAGCGCUUCCACACGGGCGAGAAGCCCUACGCCUGCGCCAAGUGCGCCAAGACCUUCGCGCUCAGGAAGAACCUCCGCCGCCACCUGCGCUUCCACACGGGCGAGCGGCCGCACAGGUGCGCACGCUGCGGCAAGAGCUUCCGCCUGCGCGAGAACUUGAAGACGCACCUGCGCUUCCACACGGGGGAGAAACCCUACGAGUGCAGCCUGUGCGGCAAGACCUUCCGCAUCAUGAGAAACCUGGAGAAGCACAACCUCAGCCUGUGCGGGGACUUUGCGCCCUCCUUCAAGACCAUCGCCGGAUUGUACCGCCGACCCGAGCCCCACUCUCUACAUCUCAGGUCUUCCUCGAACCAGGUACCACCUCAAUGACCGACGUUCAGCCACAGUAGCGUAGUAGGCCCACCUAUUCAUCCAAAACAAGGUCAAAGGUUUUCUUCAACAGUUUGAACAGUCACACUGUGUUGGAACAUUUCACCAAGUCAUUCUUUGGCGGGCCACGGUUUGAGAAUCCCUGUUACUAAAUUCUCUCGUUAAGUAUUUCGUGACGCAACGACACGGCUGAUAUCAGACAUCAGUCCGAUGAUACCGACUCGCAGCUAAAAUGUCCGAUACAUGUUUACUUUGGCAGAUGUCUUCUGAUAAGCAUACAAGUUUGACCUUUCCCUCUUCCUUUUAAGUCCUUCUCAAAAGGUAAACCCGGUAGGCUAAAAGCUGCGAGCAGCUACACAACAGCUAAGCAUACAAUAGCACACAAGCUAGUUAUGCCAACAGGUGUCCUUAAUUGAAUAAUAUUGAUGUCUAAUACAGGACAUUAGUCUUAAUUAUAUGACUUAAAUGCUUAACAAAAGGUAAACCUGGUAGGCUAAAAGCUGCGAGCAGCUACACAGCAGCUAAGCAUACAAUAGCACACAAGCUAGUUAUGCCAACAGGUGUCCUUAAUUGAACAAUAUUGAUGUCUAAUACAGGACAUCAGUCUUAAUUAUAUGACUUAAAUGCUUAACAAAAGGUAAACCUGGUAGGCUAAAAGCUGCGAGCAGCUACACAGCAGCUAAGCAUACAAUAGCACACAAGCUAGUUAUGCCAACAGGUGUCCUUAAUUGAACAAUAUUGAUGUCUAAUACAGGACAUUAGUCUUAAUUAUAUGACUUAAAUGCUUAACAAAAGGUAAACCUGGUAGGCUAAAAGCUGCGAGCAGCUACACAGCAGCUAAGCAUACAAUAGCACACAAGCUAGUUAUGCCAACAGGUGUCCUUAAUUGAGUAAUAUCGAUGUCUAACACAGGACAUUUGUCAUAAUUAUAUGACUUAAAUGCUUAACAAAAGGUAAACCUGGUAGGCUAAAGGUUAUGAUCAGCUACACAACAGCUAAGCAUACAAUAGCACACAAGCUAGUUAUGCCAACAGGUGUCCUUAAUUGAGUAAUAUCGAUGUCUAACACAGGACAUUUGUCAUAAUUAUAUGACUUAAAUGCUUAACAAAAGGUAAACCUGGUAGGCUAAAAGCUGCGAGCAGCUACACAACAGCUAAGCAUACAAUAGCACACAAGCUAGUUAUACCCACAGGUGUCCUUAAUUGAACAAUAUUGAUGUCUAAUACAGGACAUUUGUCAUAAUUAUAUGACUUAAAUUAUUAAAAAGUAAACCUGGAAGGCUAAAAGCUACGAGCAGUUACACAACAGCUAAGCAUACAGUAGCACACAAGCUAGUUGUACCUAACAGCUGUCCUUAAUUGAACAAUAUUGAUGUCUAAUACAGGACGUUUCUCAUAAUGAUAUGACUUAAAUGCUUAACAAAAGGUAAACCUGGUAGGCUAAAGGCUAUGAGCAGCUACACAACAGCUAAGCAUACAAUAGCACACAAGCUAGUUGUACCCAACAGGUGUCCUUAACUGAACAAUAUUGCUGUCUAAUAAAGGACAUUUGUCAUAAUUAGUCACAAAUGACUUAAGUGCUUCACAAAAGGUAAAACUGGUAGGCUAAAGGCUACGAGCAGCUACAAAACCGCUAAGCAUACAAUAGCACACAAGCUAGUUGUACCUAACAGGUGUCCUUAACUGAACAAUAUUGCUGUCUAAUACAGGACAUUUGUCAUAAUUAGUCACAAAUGACUUAAGUGCUUCACAAAAGGUAAAGCUUGUAGGCUAAAGGCUACGAGCAGCUACACCACAGUUAAGCAUACAAUAGCACACAAGGUACUUGUACGUAACAGGUGUCCUUAAUUGAACAAUAUUGCUGUCAAAUACAUGACAUUUGUCACAUAUGACUUACCUACUUCCUUCUCAAAAGGUAAACCUGGUAGGCUAAAAGCUGCGAGCAGCUACACAACAGCUGAGCAUACAAUAGCACACAAGCUAGUCGUACGUGACAGGUGUCCUUAAUUCAACAAUAUUACUGUCUAGCACAGGGCAUUUUUCAUAAUUAGUCACAUAUGACUUACCUAAGUCCUUCACAAAAGGUAAACCUGGUAGGCAAAAGGCUACUAGCAACUACACAACAGCUGAGCAAACAAUAGCACACAAGCUAGUCGUACGUAACAAGUGUCCUUAAUUGAACAAUAUUGCUGUCCAAUGCAGGACAUAAUUAUAGGACUUAAAUCCUUCACAAAAGCUAAACCUGGUAGGCUAAAGGCUGCGACCAGCUACACAACAGUUAAGCAUACAAUAGCACACAAGCUAGUCGUACGUAACAAGUGUCCUUAUUUGCUGUCUAAUACAGGACUUUUGUCAUCAUUAUGGUCAUAUAUGACUUACGGAUUAGUAAUAAAGUAUCCAGUAACAAACGUGUCCGCAUCAUUGAACUUACUGCGCCAUGCCCUUGAUGUAUUGUCCCCAAAACACAAAUCAACACUCCACUUGCAUUCCUAUUUUUCUUUUUGAUUGAACCACUAUAACAUUCCACACUACAACAUAAAAGUAUGUACUUUUAUGCAUUAAGGUUAAUGUUUCAUCCGCCAUCGUCGUCAUCACUCAAACAUUUUUAAAAGUAUGUACUCUUGAUUCCUACUGAUAUCGUAUCGGGGUAGUAUAGGUAUCGGAACACACCAAAUUUUCACGUACAUUUAAUGGGAGAAAUAAUAAAAAAUGUAAUGACAACCAAAAAUAUGAACACAAAACAAAAUAUGUAACAUCACUCUGCCACUUAAGCGGAUUGUAGCUGCGAGUUCUUUCUCAAAACCAAACUUUCUUGAUCAAAGUGCUUUCACUCACAACUUUUUUGGGCCCCGCCUCGGCUUAUUUCGCAAUCCCACCCAAUAAACAGACUGAGCCCUUCUGUCGGGCCAACGCGCUAGUUUGUUAGCGUGCUGGGGAAAAAAACUGGGGCAGUCCUGAACCGAAGUCAAGUGGAUUCUGUCCAUCAAAACCUGGUCCAUCGUCUCUAAAACAAUCCUUCAAGUCAGGACCAAGUUGGCAGCUCCACACUUCAUCCAAAGGAGAAUUCCACUUUCAAGCUAACUCACUUUACCUUUUUUUUUGUUGUAGCAGCUAAAUGCAAAAAAAGCUAAGAAUAAAAGUUGUUUUUGUCCAUUAGUCGGGUGAUAUUUCUUUAAAAAAGGUGUCCAAUGUGUGUCCUGGGGGACAUUUUCAUCCCACAACUCCUAUUAUCAGGCCAAAGAAUAUUGUAGGAACCCAAUUAAAUAUGAUAUACUUGUACUAAAAACACUACACUUUGUUUUAUGUACUGCUAAUGUGUUCAGGUUGUAC
This is a messenger RNA of Nerophis ophidion (straightnose pipefish), 4776 nucleotides long. RefSeq lists its product as uncharacterized. NCBI's taxonomy places the organism in Eukaryota, Metazoa, Chordata, Actinopteri, Syngnathiformes, Syngnathidae. Bases 134 to 1447 code for a protein of 437 amino acids. The transcript has 4 exons. Gene Ontology annotation, biological process: regulation of transcription by RNA polymerase II. The record is from RefSeq and is a predicted model, not a curated record. Gene Ontology annotation, molecular function: RNA polymerase II cis-regulatory region sequence-specific DNA binding; DNA-binding transcription factor activity, RNA polymerase II-specific.